This is a messenger RNA of Saccostrea cuccullata (small rock oyster), 474 nucleotides long. RefSeq lists its product as uncharacterized. The annotation marks the transcript as partial. The transcript is spliced from 5 exons. The record is from RefSeq and is a predicted model, not a curated record. NCBI's taxonomy places the organism in Eukaryota, Metazoa, Mollusca, Bivalvia, Ostreida, Ostreidae.
ACAGGGGAGACGAAGAUGAAGAAGUUUGCGAUUAUCAACUUUGUGAAGGAGAAGAACGUCGGUGUUGCGCCUUGUGACUGGUUAGAACGUGCCUGUGACGUCGAUGAUACAGUUAUCGUUAACUGGGAAGAGGGGAAGAAGAAAUCACCGUAUGAAGUUGUGGUCCUGGGAUUUUCAGAUGACAGAGAAGAUGCAGAAUCUAUGAUGGAUAGAUAUAUUGAGACUGGACGCUUAACAGAGAAAAGGAAAUUGUCAGCGGGAUUUCACGACCUCAGUGAUUCAUCAGAUGAUGAGCUCUUGAAAGAAAAACAGAAGAGGAUGAGAAUCAGCUAUGCUGCAGGACAGAAGAAAAUGAAAGAAAAGUUUCUGGAAAUCAAGGGUAAAGAAGACAGACAGCAAACAGAUGAAAGCUCCACUGGACAGGAAAAGAAGCAGCAAGAAAUAGAAGACAACACCCAGAAUGAGAAGGAGCAG